AUUGGUUCGGCAAGCUCAGGGUCAAUAUUUGGAACUGGUGUGGACCCACUAGUUCCCUGCUCCAAUCCUCCACCGUCUGAUUAUCAACUAAAUUGGGUUUUUGGAAACAAGCUAAUUAAUCCUUCAACUGCCACCCAUGAAGAGCUAACAAGCAGCACGACUUCACUGCCUUUAAGCAGUGUUAAUAGUAAUAAGGAAGGGACAGGAAGUCAAACAGUGAAUGUUCCAUCUCUGUACACCAAUCAACACCAGUCAAUAUCCCAUCACACACAUAGUAUGUCAGCCACAGCUUUGUUGCAGAAAGCUGCCCAGAUGGGUGCAACAUCGACUGACCCAAUAUUUCUAGGGAGUUUUGGAUUAAAGUGCAGUAACAGUCAGGGACAAAAGAGUAAUAAGCACUGUGGAUUAAUGUAUGGUUCAAACCCUACAGAUCAUCAUUUGGAUCAGAACUCAACAAACAACGAUGAUAUUUCAACAUGGAACCAGCUGCAGAUGUACCCUGCAGCAAAACGCCGACACACGCUGAGUACUCAUGAUCAAGAUCAAGUUGCAGCAGGUGGAGGGGAAACAAGGGAUUUCUUAGGGGUUGGUGUACAACCUGCCAUCUGUCAUCCACCAUCAAUCAAUGGCUGGACCUGAUUACAUGGGCUUUCUUUUUUCUGGGUGGAAAGCAAAGUUGUUCUUGAGGAUAAUAAAGUGCAAAAGAAAAUUUGAGAAUUUAGUAUUUGGAAACUUUGCAAGAAGGGAAAAGGUAUGAUUGAGCGGGUGACGGAGGGGGUAAAAAGCUUGGUUAGAAAAACUAUUGAAGAGUUGAAAGAAGGGAGAUCCAUGCAUAUUCUGUUGAAGCCCUGAACGCUUUUUAAAAAAAUGGUGGGGCUUUAGUUUUAAUUUUGAGAUAAAAGGAGUGUGGAGUAGUGGGAGCAAGCAAGAAACUCUUUUAAGCUCCAUUAUUGCAAUAUUGUUUCAUCUCUCUCUCUCUCUCUCUCUCUCCCCCUCAUGUGCCUCUUGUCUUGUCAAACACUGGAAUUAAAAGACCAUUUCCAGUGGCAAAUUAAAGCUUUUGAUUCUGGUACAAGUAGGCAUUCAUAUAGGCCCUUUGUUUAAAAUAAACCAA
This is a messenger RNA of Carica papaya (papaya), 1114 nucleotides long. NCBI's taxonomy places the organism in Eukaryota, Viridiplantae, Streptophyta, Magnoliopsida, Brassicales, Caricaceae. The record is from RefSeq and is a predicted model, not a curated record.